AUGGGUACAUCCGGUAUAGCCAAGUUCUCCUUCCCCUUCGCCACCCAUGAGGCGACGAGCGACUACCACACCGCCACGGCGCCACCCACGAGGGCUGAGGCGACGAGCGACAACCACACCGACCAGCGACGACCACACCACCUCCAUGCCUUGUCCUGUACUCCUGUGUCACUUUGUUCGCCGUGGCCGCUAGCUGCAAGCUCCACCGGAAGUAUCACAGUCCCAACUCCCAAGUUCCCAACAAUCGUUAUAAGUGACCAAAUGGAGAUUCAUCAACCAUCAUCAUCAGCCGCCAUCAUAAUGUCUUCGUCCGCUCCUCCUGUGAAGAAAACCAGAAAAAAUGCUCCUGGUGCCCGUUUGGAUCCAACAUGGAAACAUGGCAAGGAAAUCGAUGCUGCAGCAAAGAAGGCUCAAUGUAAGUAUUGUAAUGUCAUUCGUGCUGGAGGGAUUUAUCGGUUAAAGCACCACUUGGCUUGCACACGUAAAGAUGUUGAACCAUGUCCUCAAGUCUCAGAUGAGGUUAGGAAAGAAAUGCUUGAGUUGAUAAGAUGUAAGAGUGAAGAUUCUUCAAAAAGAAUUAAAAGAAAGUUUAGUUCUUCAUUGGAAUCAAUAGAUGGAGAUGAAGUUGAACAAUUUGGUUCCAUGGAUGAAUUUGUUACUAAAAAAACAGGGGAAUUGAAGGGAAAACAAACAACUCUAAAUGGGAAGUGGAAAAAACAUGAGAGGAAUGAAGUUUGUCAAACUAUAGCUCGAUGGUUUUAUACCAGUGAUAUUCCAUUUAAUGCAGUGAAUAAUCCUUUCUUUUCUAAAAUGGUUGAACAGAUAGGAGAAUUUGGGAGGGGAUUGAAACUACCUUCAUAUUAUGAGGUAAGAGACACCUUUUUGAAGAGAGAAGUGGUUGAAACCUUGAAUGUUAUUCAAAAAUAUAAGGAAGAAUGGUCAAAAACUGGUUGCACUAUUAUGUCAGAUGGCUGGACUGAUCAAAGAAAGAGAACAAUGUGUAAUUUUCUUGUUAAUAGUCCAUCUGGAACUGUGUUCUUAAGUUCAGUAGAAACAAUUGAUAUUUCAAAAACUGCUGAUAAAAUAUUUGAAAUGUUGGAUGAUGUUGUUGAAAAGGUAGGAGAGGAAAAUGUUGUGCAAAUUGUUUCAGAUAAUGCUGCUAAUUAUAAAGCAGCUGGGAAAUUGUUAAUGGAGAAAAGAAAAAUUUUGUUUUGGACUCCUUGUGCUGCCCACUGCUUGGAUUUGAUGUUAGAGGAUUUUAACAAGCAUGAUCCAAUGCAAAAGGAAACAAUAGCAAGGGCUAAAUUAGUGGUCUCCUAUAUUUACUCUUGGGGUACAGUUGUUAAUUGGAUGAAAGAGUUCACAAAAGGCAAGGAGUUGGUUCUGAGAAUGGUUGAUUCUGAUGAUAAGCCUGCUAUGGGUUUUCUCUACAAAGCAAUAGAACAUACAAAAGAGGAGAUUAAGGCAAAUUUAAGGAGUGCUAAAAAGAGAUAUGAGCCCGUUUAUGCUGUUAUUGAUAAGAGAUGGGAAAGCAUGCUUAGUCAGCCAUUACAUGCUGCAGGCUAUUUUUUGAAUCCUCAAUAUCAUUAUAGUCAAACUUUUCAAAUAGAUGUGAAUGUCAAACGUGGACUUUAUGAAUGUAUGGCCAGAAUUGUUCCUAAUGUUACUGAUCAAGAUAAAAUUGACCAACAAUUGGACAGAUUCAGAAUGGCAAAAGGAUUAUUUGGCAUUGAAAAUGCUAUUCGAUCAAGGAACACAAAAUCACCAGGGGAUGAUUGUCCAGAGUUACAAAGAUUUGCUAUUAGAGUUUUAAGUUUGACAUGUAGCUCUUCAGGAUGUGAACAGAAUUGGAGUACAUUUGAAAUGGUACAUUCAAAAAGGAGGAACCGUUUAGCCCAAAAAAGGAUGAAUGAUUUGGUUUUUGUGAUGUAUAACUUUGCAGCAAAAGGCGAAACCCUCGCCCCCAGGGCCCCCUCCGACCGGACCCACGGUCAUUGUGAGGGAGAUGAGGAGGAAAAUGAUGAGGUUAAAGUCAUUGCAUCACAUAUAAUGAGGACUAUUGACGAAACACCUAGUGAAUCUCGUGGAAAGAGAAAACAAGUCAAUCAAAUGCACAACUUUCACUUGGUUAAUGAAGAAGAGAAUGAAGAUGGUUUAAAUGUGAUCAAUGAAGAUGUUGUUCAAAUACCAAAAGUGGAUGAAUCUGUUAAAAUUGUUAGCCACAAUGAAGAUUAUGGAUUUGGUGAUAAUUGCUAUGGAUUUGAGAAUGACUUCUAA
Molecule: messenger RNA, 2277 nt
Organism: Zingiber officinale
Lineage: Eukaryota; Viridiplantae; Streptophyta; Magnoliopsida; Zingiberales; Zingiberaceae
Exons: 9
Coding region: 1-2277 (758 amino acids)
Molecular function (GO): protein dimerization activity; DNA binding
Source: RefSeq, a predicted model, not a curated record